AUGUUCUAUUAUCUAUCUAUCUAUCUAUUAUAUGUUCUAUCUAUCUAUCUUUCUAUUAUCUAUCUAUCUAUCUAUCUAUCUAUUUUGAAUCUAUCUAAAGUUCAUUAUUAUCUAUCUAUCUAUCUAUCUAUCUAUCUAUCUAUCUAUCUAUCUAUUUUUAUCAUUAUCUAUCUAAAAAAUUCUUAUCUAUCUAUCUAUCUAUGUUUGUUCAUUAUCUAUCUAUCUAUCUAUCUAUCUAUCUAUCUAUGUUUGCAUUAUCUAUCUAUUUAUCUAUUAUAUAUCUAUAUAUCUAUCUAUCUAUCUAUCUAUCUAUCUAUCUAUGUAUGUAUUAUCUAUCUAUCUAUCUAUCUAUCUAUCUAUCUAUCUAUCUAUAUGUAUAUUAUCUAUCUAUCUAUCUAUCUAUCUAUAUAUCUUUUUGUUAUAUUAUUUAUUAUAUAUCUAUCUAUCUAUCUAUAUAUGUUUCAUUUGUUAUCUAUUUAUCUAUCUAUAUAUAUGUUUGUAAAAUUAUAUUAUCUAUCUAUAUCAAUGUUUGUUCAUUAUCUAUCUAUCUAUCUAUCUAUCUAUUUCUGUUCAUAUCUAUCUAUCUAUCUAUCUAUCUAUCUAUCUAUCUAUCUAUCUAUCUAUCUAUCUAUCUAUUUUAAUUUUUAUCUAUCUAAUCUAUCUGGCAAGUCUAAUAAAUAUUUCUAUCUAUCUAUCUAUAAUGGAAUGAACAUCUAUUGCGAUCUAUCUAUAUAUUAUCACAAAUUUUAUCUAUCUAUCUUGCUAGUUCAAAAUGAAAAUCAUUUGAAUGAAAUGAAAUCUAAAUCUAUCUAUCUAUCUAUCUAUCUUAUCUAUCUCAAUUUAAAAAAUCUAUCUAUCUAUCUAUCUAUCUUGAUAAUAAAUAUUCAUAAUUCUAUCAAUCUAUCUUUCUUUCUAUCUAUCUAUCUUGCUAGCUCAUUCUGUUCAUUAUCAUUCUUGCUCUCAUACUACAGCACCUUCCCCCACAGAUACAUCGCAGCAAGUCAUUCGCUAUUUUUCAUUAUCUAUCUAUCUAUCUAUCUAUCUAAGUUCAUUAUCUAUCUAUCUAUAUCAUCUGUCUGUCUGUCUGUCUGUCUAUCUAUCUAUCUAUCUAUCUAUCUAUCUAUCUAUCUAUCUAUCUAUCUCAGUCUGUUCUUAUCUAUCUCGCUUAUCUAUCUUUCAAUCUAUCAUAGUCUGUUAUAUACCUAUUGUGUUGGUGCAUAA
Messenger RNA from Acanthosepion pharaonis, 1221 nucleotides. The record is from the annotation of a GenBank genome assembly. Lineage: Eukaryota; Metazoa; Mollusca; Cephalopoda; Sepiida; Sepiidae.